Messenger RNA from Gossypium arboreum, 435 nucleotides. RefSeq lists its product as uncharacterized. NCBI's taxonomy places the organism in Eukaryota, Viridiplantae, Streptophyta, Magnoliopsida, Malvales, Malvaceae. The transcript has 2 exons. Bases 1 to 435 code for a protein of 144 amino acids. The record is from RefSeq and is a predicted model, not a curated record.
AUGGAGUUAGAGCCCGCAGGGAAGGCAAGAAAAUUGGACAUUCAAGAGUUGGAGGAAAUUCGUAAUGAUGCCUAUGAGAAUGCUCGCAUUUAUAAAGACAAAACAAAGCUGUUUCAUGAUAAGAAAAUAGCUCAGAAGCAUUUUUCGGUAGGACAAAAAGUUUUGCUUCAUAACUCCGUAUUAAAGCUUUUCCCAGGUAAGCUUCAAUCAUGGUGGCAAGGACCUUUUAUUGUGACUAAAGUAUUGACGCAUGGCGCAGUUGAAAUAGAAAGUGAAGAAUCAGGAAAGCGGUUCAAAAUCAAUGGCCAACGGUUGAAGCAAGUUUACGAAAAUUUUCAGGCCCACAAGGUAACUGAAACGAAGAUAGGGAGAGACAACCCUGUAGCCAAACAGCAACUAGCAGAUCUCCUUGCAAUCAUACGCGAACAACAUUAA